This is a messenger RNA of Mesoplodon densirostris (Blainville's beaked whale), 630 nucleotides long. It is a transcript of the gene RPL36, whose product is annotated as ribosomal protein L36. The transcript has 4 exons. Gene Ontology annotation, cellular component: ribosome; cytosolic large ribosomal subunit. Gene Ontology annotation, molecular function: structural constituent of ribosome. Bases 108 to 425 code for a protein of 105 amino acids. The record is from RefSeq and is a predicted model, not a curated record. Lineage: Eukaryota; Metazoa; Chordata; Mammalia; Artiodactyla; Ziphiidae. Gene Ontology annotation, biological process: cytoplasmic translation.
UUGAGGCCUUUCCGCCGCGGCAGCCAUUGAGGAGCGGCAGGUUAGUGAAGCCUAGCGUACCAUCCGCUGCCAUCCGGACCCUUGGGGCCCCAGUGCAUCUCGGGGCCAUGGCUCUGCGCUACCCCAUGGCCGUGGGCCUCAACAAGGGCCACAAGGUGACCAAGAACGUGAGCAAGCCGAGGCACAGCCGCCGCCGUGGGCGCCUCACCAAGCACACCAAGUUCGUGCGGGACAUGAUCCGGGAGGUGUGCGGCUUUGCCCCUUAUGAGCGGCGCGCCAUGGAGCUGCUCAAGGUCUCCAAGGACAAGCGGGCCCUCAAGUUCAUCAAGAAAAGGGUGGGGACACACAUCCGUGCCAAGAGAAAGAGAGAGGAGCUGAGCAAUGUCCUGGCCGCCAUGAGGAAGGCGGCAGCCAAGAAGGACUGAGCCCUUCCCCUCUGUGCACAAUAAAACUUUUCCAGAAACUUGGGGUCUCUGUGCUGCCGGUGGGAAAGGGGGGGCCCAUCUGCUGGGGCACACGUGUCCCUGGGCACCUUGGUUGCGGGCAGGGUGGUGAGCACAGAAAGAAGCCACAGCCAACCAAGCAGUACUGUAAACGGCUUUUAAUCAUAAUUAAAUAGUCAGUGAUUAA